GGCCCUGGGCGCCGCUGCGGGGUGCAUGGAGGCACCCCCCGUCCGCAGAGAGGUGUGAAUCCCCCGGAGGACAGCGCGCCUGCUCUGCUUGGCCCCACAAGGCGAGCGGCCCCGGGUCGCCCUCGCCGGCCUCGGCCGGGCUGCAGGAGGAACAAGGAGGGGGUUUGGGACCUUAAAAAUAGCAUCGCCCCCAUAACCAGGCAGCUGCUGCCUCCUGAGAAAUGAAGAAGUUUUUUGACUCGCGUCGGGAGCAGGGUGGCUCUGGCCCUGGAUCGGGCACCAGUGGCGGUGGCGGCGGCAGCGGUGGCCCGGGCAGUGGGUACAUCGGCAGGGUGUUCAGCAUCGGCCGGUACCAGGUGACGGUGGACGAGGUGCUGGCGGAAGGUGGAUUUGCGAUAGUGUUUCUUGUGAGGACUAACAAUGGGAUGAAAUGUGCCCUGAAGCGGAUGUACGUCAAUAAUGAGUAUGACUUGCAAGUCUGCAAAAGAGAAAUCCAAAUCAUGCGGGACCUAUCUGGCCACAAGAACAUUGUCGGAUACAUUGAUUCCAGUAUAAACUCAGUAAGCAGCGGCGACGUGUGGGAAGUGCUGAUACUAAUGGACUUCUGUCGAGGAGGUCAAGUGGUGAACCUCAUGAACCAACGCCUGCAGACAGGGUUCACGGAGAAUGAGGUCCUGCAGAUCUUCUGUGACACCUGUGAAGCUGUAGCCAGGUUGCAUCAGUGUAAAACGCCAAUAAUCCACAGGGAUUUGAAGGUUGAAAACAUCCUGCUGCACGAUCGUGGCCACUAUGUCCUGUGUGACUUUGGAAGUGCUACUAACAAAUUCCAGAACCCUCAAACAGAAGGGGUGAAUGCGGUGGAGGAGGAGAUCAAAAAGUACACUACGUUAUCCUAUAGAGCACCAGAAAUGGUCAACCUGUAUAGUGGCAAACUUAUUACUACAAAAGCAGACAUAUGGGCCCUUGGCUGUUUGCUGUACAAGCUGUGUUACUUCACCUUGCCAUUUGGGGAGAGUCAGGUGGCAAUCUGUGAUGGCAAUUUCACCAUUCCAGAUAAUUCUCGGCACUCGCAAGACAUGCACUGCCUCAUCCGGUAUAUGCUUGAGCCAGACCCUGAUAAGAGACCUGAUAUUUAUCAGGUCUCCUACUUUGCAUUCAAAUUGGCAAAGAAGGAAUGCCCGGUCCAGAACGUCCAGAACUCUCCAAUCCCCACUAAACUCCCAGACCCGGUUAAAGCAAGUGAAGCUGCUGCAAAGAAGAGUCAACCAAAGGCCAGGCUGACAGAUCCCAUCCCUACGACAGAAACUUCCAUAGCACCCCGCCAGAGACCUAAAGCAGGGCAGACACAACCCAACCCUGGAAUUUUACCCAUUCAGCCAGCCCUGACGCCUAGGAAGAGACCCACGGCUCAAGCAGCCAUUCAGCCACAAGUUGCAGGACCUGCUGCCCUGGGCAGUGGUCAGCCUUCGCUCCCUGCAAGCGUCCCCCCGCAAAAAGCAGCACCUCAACAGACUCCGGCACAGCCACAAGCCAAGCAGGCACCAGCUCCGCAGCAGGCCUCGCAGGCGCAGCCCCAGGUCCCUUCUACUCAGCCACAAGCCACACCUCAGCAUCAACAGCAGCUUUUCUUGAAGCAGCAGCUUCUACAACAGCAGCAGCAGCAGCAGCAACAGGCUGCCUAUUACCAGCAGCAGCAGAUGAUGCAAGCUCAGCAGUUCCCAGUGAUGCAGCAAGGAGCACCAGCACAGCAACAGCUGAUGCAGAACUAUUACCAGCAGCAGCAACAGCAGCAGCAGAUGAUGGCCCAGCAGGCAGCAAUGCAGCAGAAGACAGCAGUAGCAGCAGUUCAGCAAAAGCAACAAGCCCCAGCGCCACCGCAGCCCCAGGCCCAGCAAAGUGCGGCCCAGCCAGUGCCACCCCAGGAGCAAGUGAUGCAGGCACAAAUGAGGCAACAGCAAAAACCUCAAACCACACCCCCCACAGCCGUGCAAGGGCAGAAGCUGGGCUCUCUCACCCCUCCGUCCUCCCCCAAGACGCAGCGUGCAGGACACAGGAGGAUUCUGAGCGAUGUGACCCAUAGUGCGGUUUUUGGGGUUCCAGCCAGCAAGUCUACCCAGCUCCUGCAGGCGGCUGCUGCUGAAGCCAGUCUCAACAAGUCCAAAUCUGCUUCCACCACACCCUCGGGUUCCCCAAGGACCUCACAGCAGAAUGUCUACAACCCGCCCGAUGUCUCCACGUGGAAUCCGUUUGAUGAUGAUAACUUCUCCAAACUCACAGCUGAGGAGCUGCUGAACAAGGACUUUGCAAAGCUAGGUGACGGGAAAGCUCCAGAAAAGAUGGGCAGUUCCACUGAGAACUUGAUUCCAGGUUUCCAGCCGGCUUCAUCUGCGGCCCAACCAGAUGCAUUUGGUGGCUCUUCCUUCACUGCUGGAUCAGCUGAAAAAACGAAAGACAUUCUGAGUUUGGACUCUAGCCCUCCUCUUCUGACUGUGCCUGAUCCUUUCAUUCCUCUCCCAUUAUCCGACACGCCAGAAAAACUGAUUGAGGGACUCAAAUCUCCUGAGACUGCGCUUCUGCUCCCUGAUAUCCUGCCUCUCGCUGACCCCUUCGGUAGCACGUCAGAUGCUGUGAAUGGAAAACCUGACGUAGCUGUUGAGAGUCUCAUACCGGGCCUCGAGGCUCCAUUGCCCCAACGCCUUGUGUCACAGACUGAGUCGGUUGCCUCCAACAGAACAGACUCUCUCACUGGGGAAGACUCUCUGCUUGACUGUUCUCUGCUUUCUAACCCCGCUGCUGACCUCUUGGAUGAGUUUGCUCCCGUAGCUUUCGCAGCUCAACCUCACAAAGAAGAUACUAACCUGAUAUCAGGCUUUGAUGCUCCUGAGGGCUCUGAAAAAGUGACAGAAGAUGAGUUUGACCCAAUUCCAGUGUUGAUAUCCAAAAAUUCACAAGGUAUGCAGAGGGAUCCGGCCCUAUUCCCAGUUGUAGCUCUUGAACUCCGUAAAGGACCUUCUGGCAGUGAUGGACUUGCUUUGUACAAGGGCCAGUCUGAGAUACUGGAGGUGAAAACGCAGCACAACUCAGAAUCAGACUACUUAACAAGAGAUGGUCCUUCAAGCAACAGCUCCUUCUACAGCAGCGAAGGAGAGGGGACAGACCACGAAGGAGACAUUUUGGAUUGCAGCGGGUCCAGGCCUUUACUGAUGGAUUCGGAAGAGGAGGAGGAAACCUGCAAGUUGUGCGCAGGAUUCCUGCAGUCUGCGCCCAGGGAAAGACAUGAGGCCUCCAAAGAAGAUCCCCACUCCCGGUCUUCCCAGACUAGAGCAGGGGAGACACUGUUCCCUGCCUUCCAGUCGCACACCGGGGAGGUUUUUAACGAACCAGAUGUUUUUGCCACGGCUCCUUUCCGAAGCUCGAGAAAAGUGCCUGAUGAGGUGGACGUCUUUACCAAAGCUCCUUUUAUCUCCAAGGGCAACGUGGCUCUUAGACAUCCAGAAGAAGCCGAUGUAUUUCUGAGAGCCCCUUUCACUAAAAAGAAAAGCAUGGAAGAGUUGACUUCCCAUAGUAUGUCUAAGGAACCGUUCGCACCACCCGUUUUCCUAAGUCAAGGAGGUGAUGUCCAACACAGAGCUAACCCAAUGUUCCCAAGCCUGGAUUCAGCAAUGCGUGGGUCCGCGGCCUCGGCGAGAUCUCCAUAUCCCUCUGCUGGGUUUACUCAGCCAAGCAAUCUUCAUCCCUCUUCCGUAAGAGCCGUGGAGACCCAGGAAAACAUCCCUUCUAAAGGCGUGCUGCAAGAGCAGGGUGGCAUGCCCAGCGAGAGAAACCAAGGAGGACACGCGCUGCCCCAGGAAGCCGUGCUGGGCUCCGUGGUUAACAAGCCUUUCCGUCCGCAAUCCUUGUCAAAAUAUUCCCGUCACUACAGUCCAGAAGAUGGGCAGGGUCUCGAAGUCAAGCCCAUAGCUGCUUACAAAGUGGUUUCUCAGACCAACAGACAGGCGAUAGCAGGAUCUGUCUUUGUUGCCCCUCUGUCUUCCAGGACUACAGAGCUGCCCGGCGGGGAUCCGUUUGCUUCAGCACCGUUUCCUUCCAAAGCGGGAAAGCAAAAGCCUUAAUCUGCUGUGAGCUGGGAGGUGUGCUUCCCGUAGAACCACCUCUCACAGGACCUUGAACCUCUUAGUUGAAAUGAAUGACAUAGCAAUAUAUAUAUAUAAAAAAAAAUAAUAAUUAUUUUUUGGUCAGAACUCUAUUUGCAGUGAUAUUUAGUUGAACCAUUUUAAGUUAUGUUAGUUAGUCUGAAUGCCUGGCUCUCAGGAUCUUCAUAUCCUUUUCAGUUGCUUCUUACCUUCCUCCUCUCGCUGUCUUUCCCCCCAUUUAUUUUCUAGAUGCUUUUCCAAACCAGUAAUACUCUGUAUUUUCUGGUCCUGGCUGGGGAAAUGCAUUAUGAGAUGAAUGAAAAGGUUUAUUAAUUACAGAGCAAGUCAAGCGGGACUUGCUAGUGCUCUGGAAAGGAAGGGAUUUCACAGGUUAAAGGGUUAUUGUGACUUCUUUCCUGUCAGUGGGGACUUGUGGAAGGGAGCAAGGUUGUCUAUUCCUGCUGCUUGGCAGUGAUGGCAAACCUGGCAGCCGUGGCUCCAGAGUGGUUCCGUCGCGUGUGUUCGUAGGUUAUGUGCGCACCGAGUGAAAGCCGUGCAGGCACUGUCUGGUGCCAGGUUUGUGCAGCGCUGAUGUGAGCAGAGCCGUGGUAUCGCGCGUGCAGCAUUUCUUUGCUCGCUGUGGCGUGUAACAUGUGGAAGUGCUUCUGCCCGGGUCCUGUGCCAGAGCCCGGAGGAGUCGGUGGAAGGACUCACAGUGCCUUCAGUUGCUUGUCUUGCAAACUCUCAGAUGCGUGAACUUCAGCAAAGCAAUCUGUCAGGCUGUUACUGUUGCCGUUGUUUGGAAAAUGGAAUGAUCAGGCAAAGCUUUCAGUUUUACAUGUGUAUUUCCUGUCUGGUUUAUGCCAAAGUGUAGGACCCAGAAAUUUGCUUAUGGUGUUGUGAAGGAGAGAGCCGUGCAUUUUCACAGUAUUAAAAAUACGCCUUACGGUAAAAUUUAUUAUGCAAACAACUCGAUAGAUGUCCUGAUCUACAUACCUCAUUUGGUGUAAUUCAGCAUUCGCUGCAAUCUAGUUAGAGCGAUUUAUACUAGCAGAGAACUUGACUCUAUAUUUGUAAAUUCUGCCUUUUGUUUUCCUGCUGAUUAAGGAUGAACCUAAACAAAAUCCAUUCACACUCCUUUGGUAACGUUUGCUCUACUUCUGAAAUAUUGCGCUUUCUACCGUAUUCCCAAAGAGAAAGACAACUUCUUAUUGCUUGUUCAGUCAUUGAUGUAGUGAAUCCUAAUACAGUGUUUGGAGGAAAAGUCACCCGGGUUGGCAGCUGGGCAGAAACAAAGCAGACUUUGCUCCCCUCUCUUUUCACUAAUAUAAGACAGAGGUAAGAGUGAAACCUCCCAUCUUUAUUUUGCAAAAUGCCUGAUUGCAUAAGUUGUCUUGGAUCUGCUAUUUCUGGCCCGCAAAGGCUACUUGAAAGCCAGUCCACACUUAGAAAAUAUCCAGUUAUAGGGACUCUUUGGGCUCCCAGUCGCUGAUGCAUCUUUGUGGUGCAGUAAUCCUUCCUCCUAACAGGUGUUGGUGCUGCAGAAUGUCCCUCAAGAAAAAAUUUUGGUGGUUUCAUUUUUCAGGACUUGACAUCUAUGGAAAAAAUCCCCAUUGACUCCAGUAGUAUCUGGCCAAGUCUCUUAAAAGCCUUGCGGUGGCUGUUUCCCAAGGGAGUUUGUUCAUUAUCACGUGAGCUGGAGCCUUGUGCUGAGGGUAAAGGACAUAUUUUGCGUUUGGGGGUCUCCCGUGAGUGGCUUUAAUGUCUUUGGGGGUUUGCAGGGGAAUUGUUGGAGCAAUGGGUAGGUUGCUGAGAUCAGAACCGGUCGUAUGUAGAGCAGGUUCCUGCCCUGCCCACUUUCUGAUGUGUUUGUACUCGGGGAGAAAGUACUGCAAGUACUGCCACUCUAAGAGAGGGAAGGAUCAGCCGUAGCUCCUCCUAACUCGCUGGAGUCACACCCGGGAGAGCUUCUGCAGCUGAAAAUAGACUUCAGUCUAGUUUUGUGGGGAAAAAAAACCUGACGCCACCUCCGGUAUAUAGCUUUGUCCGCUGUCCAAAUAAUAAGCAUUAAAGGAAUGCAACAGGCAUAUUAAAGAUGCACAUGAAGGCUGCUUAAACAAAGCAGAACAUUGCACAGUCUGGGGCUGACUCGCUGCUGACUUUUAAGCCCAGCAGCGUAAGGGGAGGAUGGAUGGAAAAACCCUGAAUGCCGGGAGCUGACUAGCGAAGCAUCUGCAAGUAGGAGUUACCGACUGCUCCAUGUUUCCUUUCCCCUCCCUGAAUUCAGUUCCCCUUCCAAAAUAUCUCCAGUUGCAAGAGAUGAGCCAAAUGUUCUGCUGGAUGUGCUCGGCGUGGGGAUUGCCUGGAAGGGAGAGGGAGAAGCUUGGACUGAGGUCUUACAGCCCUGGGGUGGGGAGGGAGGAUACUUGAAAGCAAUGAGGCUAUGUUGGCUUGCGCAGCCCAGUUGCUGGCAAAUAGUGACUUGCCGAGCCCAGGUCAGGUCGUGUUGUGGGGAGCUGGGAACCUUCUGCCCUGCUCUGCUACGCUCGGAGUUAAGUAAUAUUGGUGCAUACUGGUGGUUUAGGGUUUUUUCUGUCCACCUCUUGAAAACAGAAGUACUGUAAAGAAAUUUCUGGGUUUCCCUAGAGAUGUUUCUUCAGCAAAGCUGAGGCUGUUGUUUAUUGUGUUUUGUUGUCGUUGAAUUUUCUGUUUAAGUAUAUACCUGAAAGGCGGUUGUUGUUUUUGUUUUAAAUAUAUACCCCCCCAAGUCGGUUGUUGCUGGAUUGGAUCAGUGAGAGAUGCCAAGAAUGCCUGCGAUAGCAAACUGUGAAUUCAAGGGAUACCAAGGAGGCUGAGCGCGAGGGCCCAGAUUUGUUUCAGCACGCAACCUGUAUCAUGGCUGUGCGUGCAGCCAGGAGGCUGAAUUUGGCCUCGAGCUGUUAAAUUCGCUCGGGAAGCUGCUGGAAGGGAGCUCAGGCCUUGGCGGUGCAGGGAUGAAUCUGCGGAACAGGGAGCUGCUUCGCUGGAGGAAGCAGGUACCACGUAUAAAUAAGAUGUGGGUUCAAGGUAUUACCUCUGCUAACUGGAUUCAGGUUCUCCUUCCUUUCCUUCAUUUUUACUUGAAAAAUUGCUUUUGGAUAAUUCUGUGAAACUUCUUGCAAUGCCACGUCCAGGUCUCGCUUAGCUAAUGCUGGAGAAGCAUUAGCCCGUUCCCCUUCACGCUCGGACCGGAGCCCCUUGCCUCUCGUGUGUGCGUUCGUGUCGGCGAGGCGGAGGUGAGCUGCUUGUAGUUCAGAGCUUGCUAUCCUGCACUGCCAGCCAAGGGAGGGAGGGAGAAUGCAGCGAGGUGUGCGGGCUUGUUUACAGCCCUGAUUCAGGUCGGGUCAGACUGAAUUGCCAGCUAGCAUUUUGGCAGCUUUUAUGUUCUUCAAGCACUUUACACAAAGAGCAAGCUAACCAUGCCCCAGAAGCUAACGAUCCUGCCAGCAUACAUCCAGUGCUUAAAUGGUUUUAAAUCUCUUUUGGAGGGUGGAGGCAGCUUGUUUGUAUCUCUGCAUGUGAGCUAUAAAGUAAUGGGACUUUUGGUUACGGUCAGAAAACUGAAUUUCAAUGCCAGUUAGUCUGAUACCCUUCUCACUUCUAGCCUGUAUUCCUCCUAAUCCUGCACUGCCAAUACUGCAGCUUCAGCGUGAUGAAUUGUAAGUGGAAAUUUCAUUUCCAUAGUCUCUGAAAGCUUACUGGUUUUAAUGAAUGUGGAAGAAUAAUGCUAAUUGUUUUCUUUGCCACACAACCGGUGAUCUUAAUGAAAUAAGACCAGUAUGGCCUCAAUGCAGUGUUUUGAAGUCAGUUUUCUGAACAAAAACACUGGUUUCAUCUGUUUUUUAAAGCAGUAGUAAAUUCUGUUAACUGCCCUGGGUGCCUCAUGCACGGCCAGAGGGCCGCGGUUAUCACUGCAGUCCUGCGACAAUCUUAGCUUCGUGCUGGGAAAGGGACUGGUUCUUACCCAUUGCCAACUUCAGCUUGAAUGCACUUAAAGUCUCUCUUCAAAGCGAUUAAUCAGAGUUUCUGCAUGGGGAAAAGAAAGAAAGAAAAAAAAAAAAGGUGGUUGGCUUGGCUCUCCGCGCCUCGCUGCCAUGACGUUUGUACAGCGCAUAUAACGGGACCAGCCGCCGUGGUGUUAACUUGCACUUUCCACAGCCUGCUGCAGUAUUUUCGGGACUUUCCCCGUAUCUCCUCUCCCUUCCAUCCAGCUCAGUACUAGUCAUACAUGGUGUUAAGUUUACAGUCUUAGUCUCUUGAAGCCAGCGCACACUCAAUCUGUAAUGCACACUAUGCAUGGAGCACAUAGGUGAUAUUAAGCUCGUAACAGCAAACCCACGUAAGCAAUCAUGACCCACAGCGCCUGAAGCAUGUCUUCAGUGGGACUUAACGCAAGCCUGAGCAAGAUCUGUUUAAUUGCUGAACUCUCAAUCACUCCAAAGUGGUAAUCGGUUACUUUAACUCAGCUUCCACCAAAGACUCUUGUGUUGGGGAGUUGAAUUUUUGUGGUGUUUUUGGUUUUUUUUUUUUUUUCCUCGUGGGGUUAAAUCAAGGCCUUUCAGUACACCAAAAGACUCCAAAGCAUUUUUACAGUAGUAUCUUGACGGUGAAAUCUUGUUCCAGUUCUGAAACACAUUCCUGAAACCUGAUCAGCUGUGUUAAUGUUUCUAAAAAUAAGCCACGGCCUGUAGUUUCCAUUGUAGGUAGGGUAAAUACCGUCACACACACCUAGAAAUACUCCCCUGUGAAGUUAGAGGGAUAAUGAUGAUCCACUGUUCCCCGAUCCCUCACCUCCAAAGGGAGAAAUAAUUGCUCGCAAGGGAGGGGAGGGCAGGGUGCUUGCUCCAAUGUAGGAUGCAGCUGGUAGAGCAUCGCUACGCGCCGAGUCCGGCAGUAAAAGAAACUCUCUUGUUUCCACGUGGAGCGGGAAGCCGGAGCUGGAAGCGUCCGUGGUCUCCGCUAACUGUGACAAACAAUCUGUGACUCGUGUUUUAAGAGCAGUGUUUCGUUUGCACCGUGCUGUUAUUAAGAUAAUUCUUAGCGGUCUUGGAAGUACCUCUGACUUGCAGAUUUGAUGGAGUCAAGUUUUGCACUCCGGGUGUGAUCAUCUGUGUUUCUGGUAAUCAUUAUGAAGAAAUGUUCGAGUUGUAAACUUAUGUACAUUUUAUUAAAACUGUAUCUGAUUACAAU
This is a messenger RNA of Aptenodytes forsteri (emperor penguin), 9362 nucleotides long. It is a transcript of the gene AAK1, whose product is annotated as AP2 associated kinase 1. Gene Ontology annotation, molecular function: protein kinase activity; ATP binding. The record is from RefSeq and is a predicted model, not a curated record. Bases 222 to 4112 code for a protein of 1296 amino acids. The transcript has 22 exons. Lineage: Eukaryota; Metazoa; Chordata; Aves; Sphenisciformes; Spheniscidae. Gene Ontology annotation, biological process: protein phosphorylation.